Elaeis guineensis (African oil palm) is the source of this 2529-nucleotide messenger RNA. RefSeq lists its product as uncharacterized. The record is from RefSeq and is a predicted model, not a curated record. Gene Ontology annotation, cellular component: nucleus. Gene Ontology annotation, biological process: transcription initiation at RNA polymerase I promoter. Lineage: Eukaryota; Viridiplantae; Streptophyta; Magnoliopsida; Arecales; Arecaceae. Gene Ontology annotation, molecular function: RNA polymerase I core binding; RNA polymerase I general transcription initiation factor activity.
CACCCGGCCCAAGCCAUCCUUAUUAAAAGUCUUAAAACCCUAAGUCUCUUACAUGCCUGCCACCUCUUUCGCGCUUCCUAGGCGGCGAUUAACUCCCUUCUCGUCCGUCCGCGGAGGGCGAAUCAGGGCGUUGGCGGGCGGUUUUUAUUGGUCCAGUUGCGAUUUGCUGCGCGGCGAUCCACCUCAGCCUUCCAAGGAGGACCGAAGAAACUCUAGCGAAUUCGAAAGAGGAUAUGGGGGUGGAAUUGAUGAGCAACAACGACAUGGCUUUUUAUGAGAUGGAGGACGGCUACCUCAGUGAUACCGAGGCAUUUUCCUCUGUCAUGCAAGUCCUUGACGGUGUUCGGAUGGCUCCAAAUUUGAUAGCUGAAAGUGACAGAGAUCAGUAUGACAAUCUGCUUAGCAUUGUGGAUCCAGUUAAGAAAAUGGGUCCUGAUGAGGAGGCUUUGCUGGUGACGGCUUUGAAGGCACUUUCAGGAGCUGUCUCCAAGAUAGACACUGUAUUUCAUGGCUCUCUGUUGAAUAAUAUUUUCUCAAUGUGUGUUUGGAACUAUGGCUUGGAUGCUAGAAAUGCACUGUUAGAAUUAAUCACUACCUUGGCGGCUGUACCUGACAAGUUUCUCGAUGGUUGUUUGCACAUGCUUGUUGGCAAUUUUCUGCCACCUCGAAGGCUGCGAGAAUCAAUUAGCCAGUCACGAUCACUCACAAGAAAGAAAGAAGUUCAUAGUCAGCUGCAGAUGGCAUUGCAUCAUAUUGCUGAUUUGGUGCCUCUUGCUCCGAUGAAGCUGAAGGAUGUCAUUGAUAAAAGAAUGCCUAGAUAUACUGAUCCCAAAGAUGUGAUUGUAGUGUUUGUGGAAUGCAUGCUGGGACUGGAAAGUGAUGAAAUUGGGGAAUUCCUUGGAAAUAUGUUGCUUGCGAAGGCGAUGGAUCUGCUUACAGACUUAGAUGUAAAUAUAAGCUGGGAAGACAUUCUACAGGAAGACCAUAACAAAGGCAUAUUUGACAUGGAACUCGAAGAGUGGGAGGAAAAUACAAAUAGCACUGGGAAAGAUGGCAUAAAGCCCCUGGAAGAGGCUAAUGGAGUCCUCAGUGGCAAUGUAUUUGCUGAGAAAUUGGACGUUUUGAUGGUGAUUGUGUGUGAGCAUCUCAAAUUAUGUGCAGAUGGUCGCCGUUUGUUGAAGGUAUUUGAAAUGCUUACAGAGAUCUUUCGGAGAACUGUACUGAAUGCUCACAAGUCAAAGUUUGCUCAGUUUGUGAUGUUCUAUGCCUGUUCAUUGGAUCCUGAAAUCUGUGGUCUGAAAUUUGCUGUUGUGCUGACAGAUAUUUUUGUUUCAAAAACAGAGAGUCCAAUGUCCAGAAUGAGUGCUGUUUCAUAUCUUGCAAGUUAUUUGUCCCGAGCUAAGUUUAUUUCUGCUGUCAUGGUUGCAAGUAUACUUAAAAGAUUGGUGGACUGGGGUUUUGAGUAUUGCCAACUACAUGGCAUUCAGGAUAAAAUAGUCAAGCCUGAAGCUCAUCGUGUCUUCUAUUCCGGAGUUCAGGCUGUGAUGUAUGUCCUCUGCUUUCGCAUGAGGUCGAUAAUGGAUGUUCCCAAUCUCAAAUCACUGCUUUUUCAUAUGCCUCUAAGUUCGAUCUUAUGUCAUCCCUUGGAUCCUCUAAAGGUAUGCUUGCCUUCAAUAGUGCAGGAGUUCCUGAGGCAGGCCCAAGCUGCUAGAUUGUUUAGCAUGUCAGUGCCUUCCCUCUAUGACAACUUACUUGAGUCUGAAUUCUCGAAGGCUAUUGGGGGAAUCGAGAGGUUGGACAUGUUCUUCCCAUUUGAUCCAUAUUUGCUAAAAGAAUCCGACAGGUUUAUGCGACCGAAUUUUGAGUUCUGGGCCAUGGUAAAGACAACAUACAGUAACUGCAACAGUGAAGAUGAGGAUGGGUAUGACGAUCUCGAUGCACCAGAUUUUGCAGACAAUGUGGGGAGCUUUGAAGGGAAUGAUAAUAACGACCUUGACAGUGAGGAUGAUCUUGAAUACUCCAUCAACAAGAUGUCAAUAACUCCGAAGCCUGCCUUCCAAUAUCCUGCAGCUGCUAACUUCCACAUACCCUCUCGAAUGCCCGCCAGAAUCAGACCAUCUGUGAGCCCUACCUGGUAGAGAUCCAUUCAAUGUUUUGUUUGAGUUAUUAUUUUCUCCUCAAGACAGGGCCGCCAAAUGCUGGUAAACGGGAACUAGCUGCUACAGGUAGCUUGCCUAUAGUAGAUGGCAUGGAGCUUGUACAGCCAUUUGAUAGUGUAAUCCAGUCCAAUUUUUCUGCAAUUCGUUGCAGUUGAUUAGUUUCUCAUCAUAACGUGUAAAGUAGGAAGAUGGGAGUGAUGUUGAUACAAAAACAUUCUGCUGAAAUGUAUAUGAAAGUCGGUCUGUAACCCGUCAGGAUCAAGGACAAGCUUUGAAAGUAGAAUGUUUCAAAGAGAAGCUCUGCAGAGAAGAUCAGAUUGAGAGUUGCUUAUCGAUUUAAUGGUGUUUAAUAUAGUUGUGAUUUGGGUUA